This is a messenger RNA of Salpingoeca rosetta, 2356 nucleotides long. RefSeq lists its product as uncharacterized. Lineage: Eukaryota; Choanoflagellata; Craspedida; Salpingoecidae. The transcript has 21 exons. The record is from RefSeq and is a predicted model, not a curated record. Bases 1086 to 2264 code for a protein of 392 amino acids.
CACACACACACACACACACACACAUGCACACACACACACACAUGCACACACACAUGCACACAAAGUAGGCGUCACGUCAACGAUCCCCAGGUGAGCCAACACACAUCAUGCCCACUGUUCCUUUCUCGACUUCUGCUUCUUGUUCUUCUUUUUCUUGGGCACUAUUCGUUCGCUCCAUGCGUCAGGCAACCAAGCAGUGGCCUGCAGAAACCUAACGACGCUCUUGAGAGUGCACUGGCAACACGUGCCGCUGACACACGCACACCACAAGACAGGAAUCGGCAAGUGAGAGUGGCGGAGACCAAGGCACCAGCAACACAGAAGGCCGCGUUUGAGUGGGACGCACCUCCACAGCGGUACCGGGCGAGCAAUCACAGCAUUUGCGCUGACAUCGCCCGCUUGCGCGGCAUCAUCUCGCUGGACAUGAGUGUUGCCAUCCACUGGAUGCCCUUGGUUGCGUCGAUGGGGCAGAGUGUUGGUGACAUUGGCAAGAUGCUGCUCGUGGCGGGACAGAGCGAAUGCUUUCAAAAAACGCACUGCCCCGAGAUGCCGCUGCACUAUCGCACUGCCAAUGACGGCCCUGAUGUCAGCGAUCACCGCACGGCAUAUCCGUCGAUCCUCUUCGCACGUGCCCAUCGUUCAAGAAGCCACCUCUGCCAGCCAUCUACCGCGCCAUCCGAACCGCCAUCCGUGACGGCCCAUACAGCACCGAUGACCUGUCCAAGGCUUGCCUCUUCGUUCCAAGCACAGACGUACCGUGCUGGUGUGUGUAUUGCAUGCACGACAAGUACUCUGACAACAUUGAGUCGAUUCAUCCCACUUGCGUAUUGGAAUGAGGGCCGCAACCACAUCCUGUUUGAGUACAGCGACGCACCAUGUCUCCCCUGGGAUGCAGAACACGGCAUUCUUGCAAAGGUUGGCCUGAGCGAAUUCCACCAUCGCAAUGGCCUCGGUGUGUCCAUGCCACUCUGCUCCCUGGACGGCAUUCAUUCACACCGGAGUAACGACGCGUUCCGCCCGCACAAACAGGAAAUACCUCGUCAUCUUCAGGUCUGGGCACCACCAAAUCUGCUCGCUCUCAUGUCAUGCGCAACCACCUCCCCAAGCUGCACAACGGGACAUUGUGUUGGUGUGCGCGUGCCAGUGGUUUGGCGAGGAGCGCAUGGGCCAUCAUGGCUGCGGGUGCCAUCCCGUCAUUGUCGUCGACCACUACGUGCUGCCCUACCAGGACCUGCUGGACUGGGAGACGUUCAGCAUUCGCAUUCCCCGAGCACAGGCUCCUUGAGGUCGCUGGAGUCUGCCAGGAUCAACCUUUUCAGCGGCGACAACGCGUGGCAGGUGUGUGUGUGUGUGUAUGUGUGUUCACUGCUCGUCUUUCCCGCUCUUUCUCGCCCUCCCUGACGGCCAUCACAACAACAACAACAGCAGCAGCAGCCAACACACCCUCCACCGCCGAUGCUGCAGAGAUGUGCAGGAGGAGGUGGACGCGACCACCACCAUCACUUGCUGCUGAACACAUUCCCCAACCAACAAACCUAUCGCCCGCUGCUGCUGCUGGCGGAAGCUGGCUGUUUGCAGCUGGGAACAGGUGGCGACAGCACAAGUUGCAUUUUCGGCAGCAGCAGGCGAUGCACACGCACAAGCAGCAGGAUGAGGGAAAUGUCGAGGAUACUUGCCACGCGUGCCAGGUGCACUCGCCUCACACAUGGUAUGAUCGUUGGAGGAUGAUGGGCGGUGCACACAUGAUGGGUUGGGAGGAGCAGCUGUGGACACACACGUCCAUGGUCAUGGUGGGCACAUCCAACCACAGCGACGCAAUCAUGUGCAGGGCCACAUCAGAGGAGGGGAAAGCAGCCGCCAUGAAUGACCCAUCAUCAUCAUCAACCUUCCCCAUUUCUCUCUUCUUCUUCUUCUUCUCUUCCAACUCAGCUCGGCCGCCGUCAUCACCAUCAUCGCCAUCAUCGCCAUCGACUGCACAGCCGCCAUCACACUCCGGCCGACACCAGCCCCAAUCUGGCGUGAGGCAAACAUUGCACGUGUCAGUCGCUCUGACGAAGAGCGUUGAGGAGGCACAUGAAGCUGUGGAACCAACGACGAUGACGAUGACGAGUGAUGGAGGCCCAUGCAUUCCGUCUCCAUCCAACCGACCGACCAAGCAGCCGAGCGAGCGAGCAAAGGACACGGCGUGGCAAGGGGCCGUUUGUUUUCACCGUUUCCACCAACACCACCAGCAGCAGCAGCUGAUGGCUGGCUGCAUUGGAUGAGCCGGCCCCCCGUCUCUCGUCCAUCUCCAUCUUCUCCUCCUCCUCAUCAUUGGUUACCAACAGCAGCGGCUGCUGCCGUGGAUGUGGAGGUG